AUGCAUGGAAAAGCUCCAGAAGGAAUCAUAACAGAUCAAGAUAAAGCUAUGCAAAAUGCCAUAGAGAUUGUGUUUCCAAAUACCAAGCAUCGUUGGUGCCUUUGGCAUGUGAUGAAAAAGUUACCUGAAAAAUUUAGAAGCUACAAAAAGUAUGAGGCUAUUAGUCUCGAUAUGCUCAGUGUUGUUUACGAUUCACAAGAUCUUGAAGAAUUUGAACGAGACUUGUCUGUGUUCCUUGAAGAAUAUAACUUGCAUGAGAAUGAAUGGUUGACUACAUUAUAUGAUGAGAGACAUCUUUGGGUGCCAUGUUUCGUCAAAUCCCAUUUCUGGGCGGGGAUGUCAACCACUCAAAGAAGUGAAAGCAUUAACGCUUUCUUUAAGGAUUAUGUAACUUCCAAAACCACGUUGAAACAAUUUGUUUAUCAAUAUGAACAAGCAACAAAUGAAAAAGUGGAAAAAGAAAGUCAGUCUGAUUUUAAAUCGCACAAUUCAAUGCUAUCAAUUGUUACUACUUAUGAGUAUGAAGUACAAGUUCGAAAGCCAUAUACCACAUCAAAAUUCAAAGAGUUUCAAGAUGAACUGACAGGAAUGAUGUACUGUAUAUUCAUGAGUUCCCAAGAAAACGAUAAUCUCUCAACUUAUGGCAUACGAGAAGAUAUCGUAGUUGGGGAAGGAAAAAAGAGAAUGAUUUUUACUAUAUCAUAUAAGAAAGAUGAAUGUGUUGUACAAUGCAAUUGUUGUUUGUAUGAAUCCAGGGGAAUCCUUUGCAGACACGCGUUGGCUGUCCUUAUUCGAAAUGAUGUUGAUGAAUUUCCAGAAAUAUAUAUUUUAAGGAGAUGGAGGAAAGAUGUGUCUCGGAGCCAUACAAAGGUUAAAGUAAAUUUUAAUGCUUGUUCUGCAACUCCUGAACGACAAAGGUAUGAUAAAAUGUGUUCAGCCUUUAUGAAAAUUGCAGAUCUUGCAUCCACGAGCGAAGAACGUUGUACUCAUGUUAUUGAGUGGAUGGAUACUAUGUCCACAAAAUUAAAUGAUCCUAAACAGCAAUGGUCUAGUGCUAUUGUGCGCUCCAACAAAUUACUUGAUCCACAUGAUGUUCAAGUCGAUGUUCCUGUCAAAAAAACAAGAAAAAGAAACAACUCGAAUCAGUCCAAGACUACAGCUGGUACUCCAAAGAAACCUAGAAAAAGGAACUCUAGAGCUCAAUCGAGUAAUACUACUCCAAAGAAAUCUAGAGAAAGGAACACUAAAGUGGAAUCGUGUAAGCAUACUCCAAAGAAGCCUGGAAAAGGAAGCAAACUAAAUCAGUAUGCUCAAGAUGAUGAGGUAACCACUGCUCAGGAUGUUGAGGUUUAUCAUCCCAUACAAUCAUUUCCUCCAGAAAUGGUAGAGGAGUCUCCCAUCAAUGAGAGCCUAGCAGUGUCCAUGGGAUCAAAUGGCGAAGUAAUUUCAACAGGCCUAGGAGAAAUACAAGAGAGUCUCACAAUAAACCAGACACAAGAGAGCAUUAUGAUGAGCUCACAAAGUGUCCUACUUAACUUCAAGCAAAUGCAACAAGAACCCAAUGGUUUCCCUGGACUAGAAGAUCAAACCAGUGGAUUAUUUUGGUUUCGUGAAUGA
Papaver somniferum (opium poppy) is the source of this 1617-nucleotide messenger RNA. Its product is annotated as protein FAR-RED IMPAIRED RESPONSE 1-like. Gene Ontology annotation, biological process: regulation of DNA-templated transcription. Bases 1 to 1617 code for a protein of 538 amino acids. The record is from RefSeq and is a predicted model, not a curated record. The transcript has 3 exons. Gene Ontology annotation, molecular function: zinc ion binding. Lineage: Eukaryota; Viridiplantae; Streptophyta; Magnoliopsida; Ranunculales; Papaveraceae.